AUGCCAAAACAAAAUUUGGAUUUGCUUGACUAUUUUGGCCCUUUGGCAGCGUCAAUUGUCUUUUUCUCCGUUAUUUUUGUCAUUUCUGUUACUUGCAUUCUUUGGUUUUGUGUUUCUGAGAAGGACGAUCAGACUGUUUUUGAUAAGGUUUUUUUUAAUUUUAAAAGAGGGUUCUUGGGCUUUUUAGGGGGAAUUUUCUCUCAGAAACUUUUUGGAAGCUCCAAAAAUGAGACUAGUCCUCCCUAUGAGUUUUUCAAUUUUCAAGGCCCUGUAUCUCGGUUUCUGGUUGUAUGA
This is a messenger RNA of Meloidogyne enterolobii, 294 nucleotides long. The record is from the annotation of a GenBank genome assembly. Lineage: Eukaryota; Metazoa; Nematoda; Chromadorea; Rhabditida; Meloidogynidae.